CAGAGAUCAUUAGAAGUCUACAUUGCAUCCACGAUACUGAAAGUAUGAGCUUCCAAGAAAAAAUUAAAUUCUUUUCUGAAAUUAGGCACUGAUAUGGAAGAACAGCUCUCAUGUUCAGUGGGGGUGCAUCAAUGGGUGUCUACCAUUUGGGAUGAAUCAAAGUUCUUAGAGAGCUAGAUCUUCUUCCAAGAAUCAUAUCUGGAAGUUCAGCUGGAAGCAUAUUCGCAUCUUUGGUCUGCACAAUGAAAUAUGAAGAUUUAGAAAAAUUUUAUGAUCCUCAUUUCAUUGAAUUUAAAUGAUUUGAGUAUAAAGAGAAAGGGUUUAAAUUAAUGCUUGGAAGAUACCUGAAAGAUGGAGUUUUCCUUGAUAUUAAAGUUCUACAAGAAUUUCUCAAAAGCCAAUUUGGAGAUACAACAUUUGAAGAAGCAUAUAAAAACACGGGAUGGAUUCUGAAUGUUUCGGUGACAAGUAUUCAUCAAAAAGAUGUCCCACGUCUUUUGAACUAUAUCACUUCUCCAUAUGUAUUAAUUUGGUCAGCAGUAUCAGCAUCUUGAGCUAUUCCAAGUGUUUAUGAACCCGUUGAGCUUAUGUGCAAGGAUUCUAAUGGAAAUAUUAUCCCUUUUACUUCCACUAAGAACCACGUUUUCAUAGAUGGAUCUGUUGCUGCAGAUCUUCCAAUGCAGAGACUCUCAGAAAUAUUUAACGUAAAUACAUUUAUAGUUUCCCAAGUGAACCCAUUUGUUAUCCCUUUUAUUGGGAAUGAUGGAGGAGGAAUUCUUGGGACCCAGUCAACACUUUCCAAAAAGAUUAUGGAUUUCUGGAAUAAUGAAGUUUCUCACGUAACAAAAUUAUUAAGAAUUUUUGGUGUUCUUCCUGAUAAAGUUGACAGAGUUGCUGGAUCAGCUGCUCAAUAUUACAAAGGUCAUGUAACUAUUUCUCCUAAAGUUAGGAUCAGUGACUAUUUGAACUUGCUAAGAAACCCUACACCAGAGUAUAUAGCAGAAGCUUCUAAGAUUUCCCAGCAAAACACUUACCCAAAAGUUGGCUUGAUUAAAGCAAUCUAUGAAAUAGAAAGAGAAAUUAACAAUUGAUACUGUAGCUUAAUGGGAGACAUUAAAGAAGAAAAUGAUAUUAUUAAUACGAUUGGACUAACUACACCAGCUACGUUUAGCUAUAAUAUUACUCAAGCAUUUACAAAAGCUCACAGUGCCACGAUGCUUAUAAAAAGAGAUAAGAAAAGAUCUAAAACACUGGACAACACUUUCGUAGGUUCAGUAAAUUCUGAAGCAAAUGAUAAAGGUGCUUCAGAAGACAACUCAAAACCAAAGAUGCAUCACCUAAAGGAGAACAAAGAAUUUGUGAAUAAGUCUUUCUUCAAUCCUGCAAAAGCUGGAAUUCAUAAUGCUUAUCUAAACCUGAAGCCAAAUAGAGUUCCCUCUUCAAGAAGUCAUUAUAGUGUCAACUCCCUAUGCAGUGACAUAUCGAUAGAUGAGGAAGUGCAUGAAGACCCAACCUCUGAGAUCAAGGAUAGGAUGGGUCUCUGGUCAAAAAUUCAUGACGAAAUCAAUAAAGAGGAGUAAAUAAUUAAAGUUUAAAAUCACAAUGAGUCG
This is a messenger RNA of Moneuplotes crassus, 1610 nucleotides long. The record is from the annotation of a GenBank genome assembly. Lineage: Eukaryota; Ciliophora; Spirotrichea; Euplotida; Euplotidae.